AUGAACGCCACUGUCGACCCCACUGCCAACAUGUCCGCCAAGGACAGUCAAGCCUACCGCCUUUCCACCAAGCUGAUGAAGCUGUUGGACGAAGAAGCCGCACCUGAUGCCCUCUGGUGGUUGGACAGUCAGAUCUUCGCCGUGGAACCCAAGUACUUUCAAACGCAGGUCUUGGACCCUCACUUUCGUGGAACCAAGUACGCCAGUUUCCUCAGGACCAUGCACAAAAUGGGCUUUGCCAGACUGUCUCGUCGAUUCGACCUUCCCAAGGGCGUGGUGGCUUAUGCCUGUGAGUUGUUUCAAAAGGGAAAGCCUGAAAUGCUCCUCAAGAUCAAGAUGAACAACUCUGGCAAGCAAUCCAGCGCUUCCAAGGCUGCCAUUGCUGCGCUUGUCAUGGGAAGCAGCAGUGCCAAGGACAGCUUCAAGACUGCGGCUGGCUCUACUUCUGUUGGCUCUACUUCAGCCACUGCUUCUCCUCAAGGAUCCCCCUCCUUGAAGCCCGUGGCCAAGAAAGUGGCUUCUCCUUCCUCUGCCUCUUCUUCCAAGUCCAGCACCAAGAAGACUGUCCCAGUCAAUGAUAACCUCAACAAGGCUGCUGCGGCGUUUCCUGCUCUCCCAGGGUCUGCUGCCCCUGCUCCAGGUGUAACCCCUUCGGCUGGCUAUCUCUUGGCCAAGCAAGCGGCAGAACAAGACCGCAUUCGCAUGCUUCGAGAGAGCAUUGGGCUUCAGGAACAGGCCAGACGUUCCAUGAUGCUCCGCAACGCAUCGCUCUUCCAUCAGCCACUCUUGGCGAAUCCCAUGCUGGCUCCACUUUCCACUCCUAUGGCGGCCCCUGGAACCACAUCCAACCAACUCUUGGAACUCGCUCUCUUGCGAGAAGCCAUGAACAGUCAGUGGCGUCGCUAA
Seminavis robusta is the source of this 906-nucleotide messenger RNA. Lineage: Eukaryota; Bacillariophyta; Bacillariophyceae; Naviculales; Naviculaceae. The record is from the annotation of a GenBank genome assembly.